AUGGCCAUCUACAGCGCAGUGCCUCCCCCUCCGGAGCUCGGGGGCGCGGAAGCAGCCAGCACGAACCAUCACCAUCAGCACCAACCGCCAUCGGAGCAUCCGGCUGCCAAUGCGACGACGGCGGUUCCAUCUGGUGGUGGAGUAGAUGUCGAGGCAUGGACAGUGUCUGCCCUUGAAUCUCUCGCCAUCUCCCCCGUCGCGCGCGGAACAGGUGUCCCGCUAGCCAUCUCACUCGACGAGUCUGCCAUCAAGAAGCCAUCCGUGACCAUCCAAGAUCGUCGUACAAAGUUCAAUGCUAUCCCGCCGCCGCCCCGUCCGCUCUCUCGAGACAGCCUGCGCCGCCGAGAAGCGCUCCUGAAAGGCAAUGAGGGCAGUCGCCAGCGUCGGCGAUGGGAGAAUGACCGUCUGAUGGGCGUCCCGAACGCUCAACCUCCGCAGCCCUCCGACUGGGCGCCCCGGCCGACACAUCCGGUCCACCACGUCCCGUACCGGGUCGCUGAUGCCUGGGACAGGCACAUGCGCGUCGAGGUUGAGACGAAGAAAGCCAUCGCGGCCCGCCACAAGCAGAUGCAAACGCGCACGCUGGGCGACGACCACGUCUCAGGCCGCGUGCCGCGCGAGCUGUUCCAGCGCGCCAAGAAAGUCCCUGCCGUCAAGACCUGGGUGCGCUCUAUGGAGGAGCCCGUCCGUCGAUACCUGGUCGAUCGCGAGAUCGCAAAGGAGGCACCCGUGUCCGAGGACGAGGACAGCACCGAGGACGAGGAGAUCGUGUUCGUGGGCCGUAAUGGGUCCAUGCGCGACGGCUGGAAGAGGGCGCGGCGCGAGGACAGGGGCAAGCCGCAGGACGAAGGCAUGGUGUUCGACGCGCUGGGCGACGAGGAUGAUGGCGCUUUCAGGCGCUGGAUCACCCACUCCAUCUCGGAUUACUACGGCCUGCAGUCCCAAUCGGUGCUCGUGGGAAACCCGAAGCGCAAAGUUGUGUAUGUGGGGGUCAAGGAGAUGAAGACGGGUUACGCGCCGCCAGUCCAGGCCCACCUGCCGCGACCUCUGUGGGAGCUGUGCUGA
This is a messenger RNA of Anthostomella pinea, 1065 nucleotides long. The record is from the annotation of a GenBank genome assembly. Lineage: Eukaryota; Fungi; Ascomycota; Sordariomycetes; Xylariales; Xylariaceae.